AUGGACGGUCUCGGCAAUCAGAACACUCGAUCUGAUUGGUACGACCUGCUUUACCCCCGAAUAUCUUCAAUCUUUACACGCGAUCGGAAAUUACAUCAUGAGAGGCGGAAGAUGUGGGAACAGGCCCUGAGCACAAAGGGUGAAAAGCAAUCAAUUAACCAACAGAUGGUACGAACACUUGAAUCCCUGAUCUCCGCACAAGGCUCGCAGCCUGUUGUCAUAAAUGAUCUGAUGUACUUCUUCGCUUUUGAUUCGAUGGGCGACUUUGCCUUCAGUGAAGACUUUGGCAUGAUGGAGAAUAAGAAAUGGCAUUCCUCAAUAGCCAAACUGCGCUCAGCGCUCACACUCCUCGGUCCGUUCACCCCUGCUAUCUGGAUCCCGCGACUUGGAUUCGCCUUUGUUCCCACGUGGUGGAAAGUGGGACAUUGGUUUCAUAUGCUUGAAUUCUGCGAUCAGUGUAUGGCCCGACGCAUGAAGAAAACCCUUUCCGAUCGUGAUAUUGCAUCCUGGUUCAUCGAAGACCACGCUAAACACGAAACAGAACCCGCGCGCACGCAGUGGUUGAGCGGCGAUACAGCAACACUCGUUGUGGCGGGUAGUGACACUACGGCCCCGAGCCUGACUCUGCUGUUCUACUUCCUUGCCCGGUAUCCAGAACACACAGAGAAAAUAUUUGAAGAGAUCCAAGGAGUCGAUAGAGACAGUCCAGCUACUUUAGCCACGUUAGCUCAUUUGAAUGGAACGAUAAACGAAAUGAUGCGGUUACUGCCAGCAGCAUUGACGUUUAGUUCGCGGGUCACGCCAACAGAAGGAAUAAUGGUCGAUGGCACAUUUAUUCCAGGAAACACCAAGAUAUGUGCACCGCGGUACACGAUCGGACGACUUGAAACGGCAUACGCCUACCCGCACAAGUUCAUUCCCGAGCGCUGGUAUAGCAAACCUGAGCUCAUCAAGGAUAAACGGGCUUUUGCUCCUUUCGGGAUCGGUCGGACGAGCUGUGUCGGUCGCCACCUUGCGCUUGCGCAACUCAGACUCGUUACUGCGGCAUUGGUAUCCCGCUAUCGGAUCAAAUUUGCAGCUGGUGAAAACAACGGCGAAGCUGUUGAGCGAGACAUGAAAGACCAGUUGACUGCGCAGCCAGGUGCUUGUCGCAGCCACAAUUUCGGUGUUUACACCAACCAGUCCCGCCGCGCGCAUUUCCGUCGCCAAUCGGUCCCAGCCGGACUCAAAGAGAGGCUUCAUCGCACGCAUAAACAUAGCCCCCAUAGCACUAGCAGUCUCGGUCGUGGAGUGCGGUCCUCUUGGAAGAUGGCGAACGUUGGUGAAAUCACAUUCUUCCCAUUGCAUAGCGCCGCCUGGCUUGAGCAGCUGUACCAAAUUACGGACAACUUCCGCCCACUGUGA
This is a messenger RNA of Penicillium paradoxum, 1404 nucleotides long. RefSeq names its product cytochrome P450. The record is from RefSeq and is a predicted model, not a curated record. The transcript is spliced from 7 exons. Gene Ontology annotation, molecular function: iron ion binding; monooxygenase activity; heme binding. NCBI's taxonomy places the organism in Eukaryota, Fungi, Ascomycota, Eurotiomycetes, Eurotiales, Aspergillaceae. Bases 1 to 1404 code for a protein of 467 amino acids.